AUGGCUGGUCCAGUGAAAGGAACGUCUCAUAUCAUUCGCUCUUCUCUCCCAUAUCAAGUGUUGCUCUACUGCAAUGCCUGGUAUUUUGGAUUCUUCUUUAUUGCGGAGAUUCUCCUGUAUAUUUACAAAGGAGAAAUGCUGCCAUUUGCAAAUGGAAUUCUUGUGGCUGAGGUCAUUAUCUUGUUCCUGAUUACUAUUCUUGAAAUAAUCAGGAUAUUCUUAGGGCAAAAGGGCAACUUGACGGAGCGGAUGGUCGCCGUUAUCCUGUCCCUCGUAAUCAGCAUCCCCGUCUUGAUCGGCAUCAUCUACUUGUUACUAUGGCAGACGUACGUGUUGCGGGUUGAGGUCAUCCUAUGUGGCAUCGAGUUAACUUUCCUCGGGUUAGAGCUCAUCUUCUCCAUAGUUGCUAUUGUGACAUUCGCAAGAGCAACACCCUACUGAAAGAAUCCAUCACAGAAUUAUCCGUCCUUAUUCAUAGAAGACUGUAGGAUUAUGUUGGUAUUGUGCUGAAAUUCAACCAAGCUGUUCAAAAACUGUCACAAGCGUUGCCCAAGCUGCCAAAUUUCCAGUUGAGCUGUGCAUAUCUUCACGUUAGGUCUCGAGGAAUAUGCUCAAAAAUGAGAUUGUACGCUUACUUUUAGCUUUGUAAAUCAGGCAUGAAGAACUUAGUUGUAGCAGAUUAGAAAGUCUGCCUCUAAAUAAAGAAGGUCCAGGUACGAUGGACAAUCAUACAAAGUCUUAUUGCUACUUGCUUUUAUACAACAAAGUACUUUUUACGCUUGUGGUACCGUGAGUUGGAUUCUGAAUUCAUUUGAGUAUGCUCAUUGAAGAAAGGAUCAUGGGAAAGAAGUAUCCGCCCUUUGGUUCCCAUUAUCAAGUGGGAUGAAUUACGACUGUGGAAGGGGAUCAUAAUGUUCCUUCAAUUUACCUGAGGUGGAUUUCAAUGCUGACCUUUUAUUAUGUAUGUAGUUAUUGUAAAUAGUUUAUACUUAUUGUAAUAAAAA
Lineus longissimus is the source of this 1004-nucleotide messenger RNA. RefSeq names its product transmembrane protein 216-like. Gene Ontology annotation, biological process: non-motile cilium assembly. The coding region runs from base 1 to 441 and encodes 146 amino acids. The transcript has 6 exons. Gene Ontology annotation, cellular component: ciliary transition zone. The record is from RefSeq and is a predicted model, not a curated record. NCBI's taxonomy places the organism in Eukaryota, Metazoa, Nemertea, Pilidiophora, Heteronemertea, Lineidae.